AUGCUCGUUCUCUCCGCCUACAUCUCUUCCUCCGACAACCCCGGUUCCUCCAUCCUCUCGACUCGCGGCAUGCGCCAAGCGACAGUCGCGCAGCUCGCAGAGUUCGCUCGCAUCGAGACGCACGUCGAGAAGGCGCACCCGACGCUUGGGAAUGCGGUCAAGGUCGGCGAGAAGGACGAGGAGGCGUUCGAAAUCCUCGGGUUGCUGGCGGGCGUGCUGAACGAGACGGGCGAGGUGUUGGAGCGGCUAGAGAAGCAGUCGAUGGGAGCGUGGUUGCUGGAGAAGCUCGUCGAGGCGGAAGGAGACGGCGCCAAGCUGGUGCACGACCUCGCCUCAACCUUCCCCGCCUUCCGCGACGUCCAACUCGUCGACGAUCAACCCGUCUUCAUCCUGAAGAAGCCCCUCUGGCUCGUCACAGUCGUUUCACUCGCUUUCCGCACAGGAGACCUGUCCGACGUGCCGUUCAAGGUGCCCGACAUAUCGGGCUUCCCUGUCUUUGCCGACAACGUCCUGCCGACCCGCCUUCGCGCCGCCUCGGUAGGCGCAUGCUCAGCUAUCGUCCAACGAGCCCACGGACUCGCCGCGGAAACGGGCAAGGAAUGGCUCGCGAGCUGGACGGAGCAAGACUUGGACGGCUGGCUGUGGAAUGAGGGCAAGCGGGCGGAUCUGCGGGAGGUCGAGCGGAUAGCGGAGAAGGGGACGGUGUACUACUAG
Rhodotorula toruloides NP11 is the source of this 714-nucleotide messenger RNA. RefSeq names its product DUF2419 family protein. The record is from RefSeq and is a predicted model, not a curated record. Lineage: Eukaryota; Fungi; Basidiomycota; Microbotryomycetes; Sporidiobolales; Sporidiobolaceae. The coding region runs from base 1 to 714 and encodes 237 amino acids. Gene Ontology annotation, biological process: tRNA modification. The transcript has 3 exons.